Aspergillus homomorphus CBS 101889 is the source of this 390-nucleotide messenger RNA. RefSeq lists its product as uncharacterized. The transcript is spliced from 2 exons. Lineage: Eukaryota; Fungi; Ascomycota; Eurotiomycetes; Eurotiales; Aspergillaceae. The coding region runs from base 1 to 390 and encodes 129 amino acids. The record is from RefSeq and is a predicted model, not a curated record.
AUGACGUAUGAGCACGACAUUCUCGCCGGCGAGUUGCACGAUCGCAGACACUUGAACAUUGUGGAGUUCUUCGCCGCGACAAUCACCUUCCUGAAUCGUGCAUUGAAGGAAAGAUUUCCCUCGAACUCGCCCCUGUCUCCGAACUUGGACUGGUUAUCGGGAACCAUAUCGGAGGAUGGAUGGGAUUUCCUCGAGCUUGUCCUCAUCCUCGAGCUCGUCUCAAUAGCCGAAUAUAUGGCCCUCAGUGAAGCAGCGAAGGAGGCCCUUUACCUAAACCACAUCGCGCAUGAACUCGGCUUGUACAUCGCCAAGAAGGUCGUGCUCUAUACGGAUUCCGCGAAUACAGAGCACAUUAUCAAUAGUCCAGGCUUCCCACGCGCUACACGCUAG